UGCGGCGUUGGCUCUCGCUAUCGCUGGUGCCGUGGCGCUGCGGCUGCGGCAACGGCGGCUGUCCCAUGGGUCGUGCGCGACGGAGCCGAGCCAAGCGGAGGCACCCGGCAGCGGCGGCGCCAGCUCACCUCCCGUACCGCAUGCGGUCGGACAGCGCGGGCCGCCUCCGGACGGGGCUGCGGCAGGCGCAGCAGGCGAGGGCGGCUCGCUGCGUGGGCUUGAGGUGGCUGCAGAGGAGGAGCGGCCGCGGGAGGAGGCGGAGGAGGAGGAGGCGCGGGUGGAGGGCAGCGGCGCUGGCGGCACGGUGUACAAAACGGUUCUGGAGCAGCUGACGGCAGGCUCCACCUCACCCAUCACCUCCCGGCUGCUGCAGCUAUCUGCGGACGCCGCCACCCUCCGCUGCGACCCCCUCCACCCCCACCCGCACCCCUACCCGCACUCCAACCCCGACCUGCCCGCGCCCGUGGUAGUCAGCCCCCUCUCGCCUCCCCGCCCCGACCUCGCCCUGGGGGUGCAGUGCGGCGACCAGGUGACGCUGCUGCCGGUGCUGCGAGGCAGG
Molecule: messenger RNA, 559 nt
Organism: Astrephomene gubernaculifera
Lineage: Eukaryota; Viridiplantae; Chlorophyta; Chlorophyceae; Chlamydomonadales; Astrephomenaceae
Source: the annotation of a GenBank genome assembly